Molecule: messenger RNA, 729 nt
Organism: Penicillium canariense
Lineage: Eukaryota; Fungi; Ascomycota; Eurotiomycetes; Eurotiales; Aspergillaceae
Exons: 1
Coding region: 1-729 (242 amino acids)
Source: RefSeq, a predicted model, not a curated record
AUGAUCUACGAGAUGCAAGCACAGGAUUACAUUUCGGAGACAGACAGUGAGGCUGAAACCGACAUCGGGCCUUUCUUGGGAGUUCCAGUGACUCCGGACUGCCACGCAUCCCGAGCGUGGCACUGUGCCUCUCCUGAAAACCAGAAUUUCCUAAUUUUCGAGGAUCCUCAGGAGGAAGGUUCUCCCUUCGUCCUCUGCCCGCUCCCUUACUUUGAUGGGGACGAGGAGAAAGAGAACACCUUUGCAACUGUGUCGGAUUACGACUCGCAGGAGGAGCGAGACCCUCCAGGCGACGCGGUUGACUGGACCCAUCUAGAAGCCCGACCCCUUGAUGCCUUUGGCCUCCCCGUGGAAACCAUGCUUCACCCUCCUCCCCUCGUCACUGCCCAGCUGGACAGCGACACGGAUCCGAUGACCACUCCCCGCGUGACAGAUACACCCAUUCGACCCGCUAUGAGAGUCAUUUUGCGAGAUGAGGAUGAGCCAGAAGAGGAGUGGGACGACUCGCUGUCCAAUGCACAAACACGAGAGCUUCAAGAGCUGAGCGAUGUCUACCACCGAGGCGCCGAGAACAGGCGACACCAUGACCAUCACCUUCCGCUGCGGGACGGACAUAUUCAGGGCCAGGCAAAUAUCUUCCUGGAGGUGCGACGGGUCACCCAUUUCCAGCGUCAUGAAAAUCGCCACCGGCGCGUUGUUGCUGUUCACGAUCACUGGGACGAAUUUUGA